GGGAGCUUUGUGUCAGCGCGCGGGACUGGCGGGAGCGCGGGACGCCCGGCUGGCGGGGGAGCCGGGGGGCUGCCCGCCCGUGCUGCCCGGCAGGUCGGGAAACUCCCCAGAGGAGUGGAGGGCUCGUGCAGGUCCCUGCCCUAACCACCCGCUGCAGGUCCGGCCCGAAGCUGACCUUCGUUCCAGAAUGCGGAAGGCCCGGGGCGCCUCCAUCUUGGCGGAGAGAAAGAGCUCCGGGAAGGGCGAGAAAGAAGGAAAAGAGAGAGUCCUUGAGUCCUCUGUGCAGGUAAAUGACAAGACUCUCGUGUAACAGGAGAGGAAACUGAGGCACAGAGAAGUGACACCUCCCUGGCCCCACCUAGUCACAGCGCGUCGCAGCUAGAGGGGCCCCUAAAAGCGAGCCCAGCCCUGGACCGAGGCUCAGAAGAGACCACUGAGGACACAGCAAGAACACAGCUGUCCACAAGCCAGGAGGAGGGUCCUCCACCAGGAACGGAAUUGCCAGCACCCUGAUCUUGGACUUCCCAGGCUCCAGAACUGUGUACCCCCUCUCAGCACCUCCAUUUUUCAUCUGUAAAAUGGGGACAACGUCAGCACCUAUCACAGUAAAGGUGGUUGUGUUGUAGAAGUGAGAGAAUUCAUGGAUGCCUAGGACACAGCCUGGGAUACUGCCCCAGCUGCAGAGCCUUAUUGCUCAAGAAGAUAGCACAGCCCAGAGAGGACAGAGCUCGCUGGAGGAGCAUUCGGGUGCAGAACAGCAAGUGCAAAUGCCCUGGAGCAGGAUGGAAUAGACUGGAACAUAGGCAUGCCUAAAGGAUCAGCCGACAAGGAAGUCCAUAUAAAUGGGAUCAUACAGUACGCACUCCUGUGGGAGGCUUCUUUCACACAAUGCAUUUGCAAUUCGUUUACGUGGUUGCAUGAAUGGUGCCUUCUCAUUGGCCUGGGCAGAGGCACCAGGGAGGUCCGCACUCCGGUCCCAGGGCAACCAGGCGGCAUCAUGGGGACUCGAGACAAGCGCUCGGCUGCUCAGAGCCCGGAACUCUACGCUGCCCGGAUACCGUUGCUGGAACAAAGGACACCCAGGGCACCAAGAUGGAACCCUCCCCAAGAGCCUCCUCCUCCUCCAGGAACUCCAGUUCUUCCCCCACUGUACAUCCAAGGCCCCCCGGGCGCUCAGCCGGCGGUGUUCACCAGCUUGCCUAGGAUGGGGUCUGCCACCCCCGUACGGUCCGUAUGUCGGUACUGUGGGAACUACAUCAUCACAGUGACCAGCCCGGUCCCAGGGGUCAUCACCUGGCUGUUGUGUACUGGCCUCUUUGUGUUUGGUUUGAUGGACGUGAAGCACACGUGCCCAGUGUGCCGGCAAGAGCUCUUCCGCUACCAUCGCCUGUGAACGUCCGCAAAAUAAAUGUCCAUUAAGUGCUCUGUGUGUGUGCCCACGUCUGUCCUGCUGGGAUCCCUCCUGGCCCAGGGAGGGCGGGCCUAGCACCGAGGGCUCAGCAGGUGCUCGGGCAGCCAUGGGGGAAUGAAGGGGGGCCGUGGUAUCCCGCCCCGCCCUUCAGACCCCUCAGAAACCCCGAGUGCGGUUUUCCUGGCUCCUUCCCAUCAGCCCAAGCUUCGGCAUCUCCAGAACGUCUCUGCACCUCCAGGCGGGGGGACGCCUCACUUCCCAGUAUCCACAGCCUCACAGAUCUGCGGGGCUUAGGCAAAUGCUUGGGACAGUAAAGGCCCCAAGCUGGUGAACAGAGUACCCUCUGGGUAACACGGGGUCUGCAGGGGAUGGGUUGGGGCUGGGGAGAGCCUAUAGGGAAACCCGGGGGCACAACCAAGGGAGAGCUUUUGGUUUUUUGGGUUUUAAAGGUUUUUAAUUAAUCUCUACACCUGAUGUGGAGCUCCAGCUCACAACCCUGAGAUCAUGCUCUUCCGGCUGAGCCAGCCAGGCGCCCCCCCGCCCCGACGAGGGAAUUUUAUUUAGCAAAAGAAGAUAAACGUUAUUCACCCAUCUUUUCAAGGAAAAUUAAUUUCCUAUAGAAGGGAAAGGGAAGUGGGUGAAUUAGGGGGCAGGAAAGAAAGGGAACUCUCUUUAGACUUAAAUUAAAAAAAAAAAAAACUACAUUUGUUAUGAUGCUUCUUGGCAUCCCCCUCCCCCAGCCCCCCAGGGAGGGCAGCAUGCCCCCAUCCCAUAGCUGCGGAAGCCCGGGCAG
Messenger RNA from Zalophus californianus (California sea lion), 2204 nucleotides. It is a transcript of the gene LITAFD, whose product is annotated as LITAF domain containing. NCBI's taxonomy places the organism in Eukaryota, Metazoa, Chordata, Mammalia, Carnivora, Otariidae. The record is from RefSeq and is a predicted model, not a curated record. Gene Ontology annotation, molecular function: zinc ion binding. The transcript has 11 exons. Bases 806 to 1393 code for a protein of 195 amino acids. Gene Ontology annotation, biological process: regulation of cytokine production.